This is a messenger RNA of Vitrella brassicaformis, 1492 nucleotides long. NCBI's taxonomy places the organism in Eukaryota, Vitrellaceae. The record is from the annotation of a GenBank genome assembly.
CCUUUAUCCGGGACUGACCGCCCGGCAGAUCCUCUCUUCACCAUUCUCCCCGACUCUCUCCCCCCUAUUCUUACACAAGUUGCCAUCAUGAUCUCUGCUGUGCUGAGCGUCGGCGUCUUCCCGGCGGCCUCUUCCGUCGGCAAUGCGCAGCUCCAACAGUGUGCUGCCAUUCUCGAGCAGGGGAUCUACGAGCGCUUCCUGGUCGCAGACUCGAGCCUCAGCCAAGAGGCCUUCCACACUACCAUGUGCAACACCCAGAUACAAUCCGUCAAGAAUAUCGGCGGCGGUUCUUGGGGCGUCCACAUCAUUUUGCCCUUCGAGGGCAUUCCCAUCUCGCUUGGAUCAACGCUGGGUGAUGCUCAGACCAAGCUGAAGAACUACCAAAACAUCAUGUGCACGGGAGAAGCCAAAAAAGGGUCCGUGUAUGGGGCGCGUGACGUGUGGGUGGACCUCAUCAGUCCGACGUCUCUUCAGGUACGGUCAAGAGAGAGAAUCAGUGUCGAGCUUAUCGUCGUGAUCUGUGAUGUCUGCUGUUGGCCAGGCUUUUACCAAGUGCCUUGAGGCGUUCGACAAAGGCGUUGUGUACUCGACUGAUUAUAUCGGCCAGGACGCUGUGAAGAUCGAGUUUGCGGUAAGGGACGGCUUAUUUGGCAUCAUUAGGUACUACGGCUUCCGCUACGAGCCUGCCUCUGCCAACGUCACCUGCGACGUCGGGGGCUGGAUCGCCAGCAUACCCCGACGAAGAACGUCGGGGCUGGAGCUUACGAAGAACGAUAAGUGGCAGACGGUGGUUUGCAGCCGGCCUGAGGGAGAGGUGAGGCCCAUACACAUCCUGGUCAUGCUGAACGUUGGCACCUUCAUAGCCACGAUCCCCAGGAAGAGUGUGCCAAAGACGGCUCUGCAGAGAUUGGUGGACAUCGAGAAGAAUGGAGCGGGAGAUGGCUACAUGCUGCUCACACCUUUUGGCUGCCUGCUUGUGUGUGUGGGGGUGGUGGUGGUGGUGGUGGGGGUGGUCGAUCGCUAGAGAGACGCUGAGCGGCUGCGACGCUUCUUGUCUGUCUGCUUGAAUGUGUGGGUCGGAUGGCUGGCCGGGCUCGCGUGCCUUUGCCUGUUCGUCUGUCCCCGGACGUCUGGCGUGUGGGUGUCUGUGCGUCGACGAAGUGUGGGUGCGCUGGAUGAAGAUAGAUAUUUUUCGUUGCACUACUUUGUAAGUGCCGCGAGGCUGGAGGCCUCAGCAAUCGAUCUGCAAUCCGCGUGUCGAUUGACUUAUCUGUGUGAGGGAGUUUUAUGGAAGCUGGCUGGUUGGUGAUUGACUGACUGACGGACGGUCGUGUACGGGGCACACUAGCGCAGCCUCUUAUCUCCCUUUGUGUGACGGUGAGCGAUGUGUGAGUACGGGCUGCGUGUGUGUCUUUGUGAGAGUGUUUUCCCUCCAAGUGUGAGCGGUGUGUCUUGAGAAUGUGCUCGAGAAACGAUUGUUGCAUGCGAGACA